Molecule: messenger RNA, 1323 nt
Organism: Vicia faba (fava bean)
Lineage: Eukaryota; Viridiplantae; Streptophyta; Magnoliopsida; Fabales; Fabaceae
Source: the annotation of a GenBank genome assembly
AUGUUUGGUUGGAUAAAUAGAGUGAUGGAAGAAAGUGAAAAACUAAAAACCGAAGAAAAUGGAGAAUCAGAAGAAAUAACAUGGAGUUGGGGUGCUGGAACAGAUGGUCUCCCUCUCGAUCUCAAGGACUCAGCCAACGCCGCAAUUGUCGCAGAUCCUUCCUUUGAAGUCACUGCCAAUUCCAAAACGCUACCUUUUGUAGAAGAGAAGAAAGAAUCAGGAGACAGACUAUGGAGUUGGGGUGCUGGAACAGAUGGUCAAUUAGGAACUGGUAGAAUUCAAGAUGAACAUCUUCCUCGACAAUUGUCUCUCCCCUCUGUCUCGUCGCUUGCCUGUGGCGGUGCUCAUGUCAUCGCCUUAACCUCGGCUGGGAAGGUAUUGUCAUGGGGUAGGGGUAAUUCCGGUCAACUAGGCCAUGGAGAGGUAGUCAAUAACAUGUUGUAUCCCAAGGCUGUAACGUCAUUAGAGAACUACUUCAUAACCCAUGUUUCUGCUGGUUGGAGUCACUCAGGUUUUGUUUCAGAUACUGGAAGCCUGUUCACUUGUGGGGAUGGCUCCUUUGGUCAACUUGGACAUGGGGAUCAUGCCUCUCACUGUUCCCCUGUCAAAGUGUCAUGCUUUGUUGAUCAGCAUGUUGCAGAGGUAGCGUGUGGAAUGCGGCAUUCUCUUGUCUUGUUGAAAGGUUGUCUUUCAAGUCAAGUUUAUGGAUUCGGCUCUGGAAAGCGUGGUCAAUUGGGUUUCUCCAAAGAUAAAAUCAAAUCUAUUAAUCUUCCUAAAGUUGUUAGUGGAUUUGAAGAUGUUGAUAUAGUUGGAAUUGCUGCAAAUGGUGAUCAUAGUGCUGCAUUAUCAGUUGAUGGGAAUCUUUACACUUGGGGAAGAGGCUUCAAGGGCUUCGAAGAUUCUCACCUUCCACAAUGCUUAAACUCUACAUUGAAAUUCACUAAAGCCACUCUAGGGUGGAACCAUGCUUUAGCUAUGACCGGUGAUGGAGAGGCUUAUAUGCUUGGUGGCAACCACCUUGGAGUGCUUAAAGAUCUUCGCAAUGAAUGUUCAGAUUCAAGAGAAGCAAAUUUGAAGAAAGUCCCUGGUCUUGAUGGAAUAAAGAUUACUGACAUUGCUACUGGAGCCGAGCACUCUGUUCUGGUCACAGAGAAUGGAGAAAUAAAGACAUGGGGUUGGGGUGAGCAUGGUCAGCUAGGGUUAGGGGAUGAUGGUGACCAACUCAGUCCUGUAACUGUAAGUCUUGGUUAUGAUCUGAAUGAAGCGGCUUCGACCAAAGUUUAUUGUGGAAGUGGCUUCACAUUUGCUUUAACCAAGCCCUAA